CAUGGCUGCUGGGGACCUGGCCGGGAGCUUCCAGGAUGAAGUGACUUGCUCCAUCUGCCUGGAGUAUUUCACAGACCCGGUGUCUAUUGAGUGUGGGCACAACUUCUGCCAGACCUGCAUCAGCCAGUGCUGUGGGGAGCCGGAGCCAAACUUCUCCUGCCCCCAGUGCAGAGAAACCUCCCAGCAGAGAAACCUGUGGCCCAACAAGCAGCUGGGGAACUUGGUGGAGUUAGUGAAAUGCCUGAGGCUCCAGUCGGUGACAGAGCCCGAGGGAGAGAGAGUGUGUGAGAGGCACCAGGAGGCCCUGAAACUGUUCUGUGAGGAGGAUCAAACCCCCAUCUGUGUGGUGUGUGAUAAAUCGAAGGCUCACCACGCUCACACGGUGGUUCCCAUCGAGGAGGCUGCCCAGGAGUACAGGGAGCAAAUCCUGAGCCGCCUGCAGUGUCUGCGGGAAGAGAGAGAAGAGCUCUUGGGACUGAAAUCCUACUGGGACAGGGAGAGUGAGAGGCUCCAGAGGCAGACGGAAGUGGAGAGGCAGCUGGUGGUGUUUGAAUGUGAGCAGCUGCGCCAGUUCCUGGCACAACAAGAGCACCUCCUGCUGGCCCGGCUGGGAGAGCUGGAUAAGGAGAUUGGGAGGAGGAGGGAGGAAAACGUCACCCGCCUGUGUAAGGAGAUUUCCCAGCUCAGUGUCCUGAUCAUGGAGUUGGAGGGGAAGUGUCAGCAGCCGGCACCAGAACUGCUGCAGGACAUCAAAGGCACCAUGAGCAGGGCAGAACAAGAAAAGUUUCAGAACCCAGCAGCCUUUUCUUCUGAACUGAACUGGAGAAUUGGGGAAUCUUCUCAAAGAAAUGCAUCUCUGGAGACCAUAAUGAGGAAAUUCAAAGACUUACUGUCGUCUAGACUGCGGUUGGACAAAGCAAACCUGACUCUGGAUCCAGACACGGUCCAUCCCCAACUCAUCGUAUCUGUGGAUCGAAAAAGUGUAAGAAGGGGCACACAGCAGGCUCUGCCCAACAAACCUCAGAGAUUUGACACAGAGCCCUCUGUGCUGGGCUGUGAGGGAUUCACCUCGGGCCGACAUUACUGGGAGGUGGAGGUGGGGAGGGGAGUCUGUGAUGUGGGGGUGGCCAGAGAGUCUGUGAGGAGGAAGGGACGGAUCAGCCUUUACUCUGAGCAGGGGAUCUGGGCUGUGGAGUGCUGGGAGGGUCAGUAUCAGGCUCACACGUCCCCUGCACAGAGCAUCCCCUUGUCCCCGAGCUGGGGACGCUGCAGGAUCUGGGUUUAUCUGGACUAUGAACGGGGACAGGUGGCGUUUUUCAAUGCUGGUACUGGGGACCCGAUAUUCACGUUCCCAUCGGCCUCUUUCGCUGGGGAGAGAAUCCGCCCGUUCUUCUGGGUUGUUGGUAGUGCGCUGCUCACCCUGUGUCCCUUAGGUGCCCUGUCUGUCCCCAUGAAACAGUCCCCUCUAGCCCCCACCCCCUGA
This is a messenger RNA of Mauremys reevesii (Reeves's turtle), 1483 nucleotides long. RefSeq names its product zinc finger protein RFP-like. The record is from RefSeq and is a predicted model, not a curated record. Gene Ontology annotation, molecular function: protein binding; zinc ion binding. The transcript has 8 exons. Lineage: Eukaryota; Metazoa; Chordata; Testudines; Geoemydidae. Bases 2 to 1483 code for a protein of 493 amino acids.